UGCUCAUCGAGAUCCUCGUGGCCGCCGUGCGACAGGCUGCAGAGGGUCACCCACCUGCUGGGCGCGAGCUGAGCAAGAAAGCCGCCAGGGAGGUGGACAGGACCCGCCGCGGGCGCGAGCAUGGCAACAUGAGCCGACACUUUGUCAAGGUGCUGCCCCAGCUGCUGUCCAAGUUUGCAGCGGACAAGGAGAAGGUGACCCCCCUCCUGCAGAUACCCCAGUACUGCAACCUGGAGGUGUACGACAGGGACGGCCUGGGCUCGUACCUGGACUCAGCCCUCCUGGAGCUGGACUGCCUGGUGCAGCGGCACUCGGACGUGGCGGUGCUGGAGGCCUGCGCCCGUGCCUAUGGCGCCUACUGCCACGAGGGGGGCUUCGCCCAGUGCCACGCCGGCCCCGCCUGCAGCCGCCUGGUGGACAUGCUGGUGGACGCACUGACCCCGCUGCUGGACGUGUUCAUCCAACACGAGAAACAAGGCCAGUUCCUGGGGCACCGUGAGAUGGGCCGCAUCUGCUCCACGCUGCGGAGACUCGUGGCCUUCUACAGCACGCACGACCUGAGCAGCUGGAACCUCUACGAGAAGAUGGACAGUCUGCUGACCUUCCGCAGGCACCAGGGCGGCCUGCCCACCGAGGUCGUCCACUGUGCGCUGCAGUGCACCUACUAUGCGCUUCUGUGGCAGAUCGUCGCAGCCACGGACCGGCUGCCGCCUCAGGCCUUCAUCCUGCUGUGUGACCUGCUUCUCAUCCUGAGCCACCAGGGCCCCGAGGACGACACGGGCCUGGGGCUGCUGUUCUUCGUGCCCGACCAGGUCCUGCAGGCCAGGCUGCUCGCCUUCCUGCGGGAGCACGUGUUCCUGGAGGAGCCAGGAUCCGAAGGGUCGGCGGAGCGUGGAGCCGGCGGCCCGGAGCAGGAGACGCAGGGACUCUCCGGUGCUGGUUCUGAACCCCAGCCGCCCCAGGACGAUGCCUGGACCCCCGAACACCCUGCAUCAGAGUCCCCGCCGUGCCCUGGGGUACCGUGCCACACGGCUGUCCCAGGAGCCAGGGGGCCGGGAAGACGUGGCGGGCGGCGGGCUGUGUCCCCGGGUCCCAGCAGGAUUUACACGGAGGAGGACGCGGAUGAGCUGCACCAGCUGUUCCACAGGAGAAACAUGCUGGCCGUGUUCUGUAAGCUGGUCGUCUACAACGUGCUGGACAUCAGCGCGGCCGCCGAGAUCUACCAGUUCUACCUGCAGCAUUACCAUCACUUUGGUGACAUCCUCAAGGAGACCAUGACCAGGACGAGGCAGAACGACCGGCUUCGCAACGCGCUGUCCCUGCUCCUGUGUCUGCAGCAGCUGUUCCAGAAGCACAUGGACAAGUACGGUCUGAGCUAUGACCCCAUCGAGUUCAUCUGCGGCCCCUUCUACUCCAUCCGGCUGCUCGCCCGCCGCUUUGCGCUCACGCUCGGCUUCGACCGCGCCCGGGAAGCCGCCCACCUGAUCCACAGGCGCGGGCUGGCCUACGCCUUCUCCGAGGUCCCGGUGGCGGAAGAUGAGGGCGGCCGCCAGCGCUUCCCCAACCUCAGCUUCCUGCUCCUGCUGGCGGAGUUUUCCUGCAAGAUCCCGCCGGCCGAGCGCGGGGCCGCGCUCGCUCACUUCCAGGAUUCCAUACCCGAGGGCGUGCCCAGCUUCGGGGAGAAGGACAUGAACCCCUUGCUCGUGUACCGCAAGUCCUUGACGAAGACCGACGAGGCGGCCCAGGGCGACGACGACGAGGAGGAGGAGCCCGCCGCCAACCCCUUCGACGCCAUCUGCAAGGAGAGCAAGCGGCCGCAAGAGCUGCCGGCGGCGACCUGCUCCAGCUGGACUGCGGACGCCGCCGCCGCGGGGGCCCCGGAGCCGAGAAACCCGUCCAGGAGCCCCGACUCCGCGAGGGACGUCUUUGACGUGGACUUCCUGUCGGAGGACUCGGACAAUUCGUCCGCCGAGGACGUGGACGUGGAGGGCAUCUCCGUGCAGGGAGGAUCGGACUGAAGAGGAAGUCCCCCCUCAUCAGGAGCACCCCCCAUCAGGAGCUCCCCUUCCAUUGCUGUGCUCUGUCCCCAUGGCCACCUGUUCCCGGGGUCGGGGAGCCAGGCCCUGCGGUUCUCCAGGCGGUAACAGUGACCCCACCAUCUGCACCAGUGGAUCCGAACCCCCAGACGUGGGAAAGGGCCAUGUGACCGCUGACUGGGACCUUGGGGCGCUCACCCACCCAGGUGCCUACCGGCUUGCAGCUUUCUCUCCGGGCAACUGCUGUGCUUGGCUGGAAGAUUCCACAAGCAGCUCUGUUCUCCACGGUGGAGCAUGGUGCUGGCUCCCUGGUCCCCGCGGUCCAACGAGCUGUGGCCCUGCGUGGCCGCCAGCUGCUCCUGGCACACCCGGGCCCCGAGUCUGCUCAGCACGUGGACGGAGUGGGCUGCAUCUGACUCGGGGCGCGGGCCCGGGCCUCCCUCCUCGGACACGCAGGGUGGGCGCUCUGCCCUUCAAAUCUCGUGUUGGUGCCAAACCAGACUCUUCGCGGCCACUGUGUGGAGGGGGGCGGCUCCGUGCUCAUCCCGCACGGGGGAGAGCCAGCCCCCUGCGCACGUGGGGCAGGCACUGGCCUGGGGGGGACGUCUUGUCCCCUCACCCCGCCCCCC
Molecule: messenger RNA, 2665 nt
Organism: Hyaena hyaena (striped hyena)
Lineage: Eukaryota; Metazoa; Chordata; Mammalia; Carnivora; Hyaenidae
Product: cohesin subunit SA-2-like
Exons: 16
Coding region: 129-2018 (629 amino acids)
Biological process (GO): sister chromatid cohesion
Cellular component (GO): nucleus; cohesin complex; chromatin
Molecular function (GO): chromatin binding
Source: RefSeq, a predicted model, not a curated record